Molecule: messenger RNA, 1662 nt
Organism: Cercospora beticola
Lineage: Eukaryota; Fungi; Ascomycota; Dothideomycetes; Mycosphaerellales; Mycosphaerellaceae
Product: aldo/keto reductase
Source: RefSeq, a predicted model, not a curated record
AUGUCUUCCUCAUCGGAGCCCGACGUCAAGAUGGCACAUGUCAAUCUCAUGACAGACACAAUUGUAGCCAACAUUCCUGAGGAUGGUCUUCGCGCAGUAUUGAGAUCAAUGCUGGCCGUUGAUCCUGCAAUUACGAAGGCAUUCGAGGAUAGAGCCCGAAUUUACUUGACAAAGCAAGCCAAGUCUCCCGGCCAGGAGAUCUUUAUGAAUGAUGGGGAGAAAAUCAGGCUCACGUCAGGCUUCCAUGAACAGCAAGGCAGGAUUCGAGCGAUGCUGGGAUGCGGGCUGUGCUUCGAGAGCAUACCAUUACUGGAGCACAUUGUUGAGCAAGCAUCGGAUCCGGCGAUAUUAUCCAGUCAGAAUGGGAUCCUGGGUCGAGCGUUGGCGAGUAUUGAUGGAGACAUCAUCCAAGCAUUGACGGCUGUUCAGAAACUGCUGCUUGUUGCUUCAGGUUCGAGGCGGUUGAAUGAGACUGAGAUUGUACCAAUUUCUCGACUCCACCAAGCAUUGGUACACGGCCAGAAGCGGCUGUCACCAAACGAUGAUUAUCCUUUUGCACGGAGUUUGUUGGCCCUGCAGCUCUCACAACUACUGCCCGGGACCUCAGAACAGGACGCUCUAGCCUCUGACUCGGUGCGUAUCACUAUAUCGCCGCUCUCUGAAGCCAUUGAGACCUUCACAGUCAACGGACGUGCCCUGCCACGCCUCUUCUCCGGUCUUUGGCAGCUCUCAAGUCCCUCCUGGGGCAUCGCCACACUUAGCCAGAUCAACGCGCAAUUCCACGAAUACUCUUCCCUUGGAUUCACAGCCUACGAUAUGGCAGAUCACUACGGCGAUGCUGAGAUCCUCUUUGGCCGCUUCCGCUCCACAUGUACAAAUCCCAACGCCCUCUUCGGAGCAACCAAAUACUGCGUCUUCACUCCCAUUGAAGUUACAGCAGAGGUGAUCUCCGCUAACAUCAUCGAGCGUUGUCACCGGAUGCAAGCGUCUCACAUCGACUUGCUCCAAUUCCAUUGGCAAGAUUAUAGCGACCCCAAUUACAUCCUUGCGCUGCAGUACCUUCAAUCAGAUUCUCGAAUACAUGCUCUGGGUCUCUGCAAUUUCGACACUAAACAUAUGCUUAACGCCAUCAACUCCGGGAUCAGAAUACAUACCAAUCAAGUGCAAUUCUCUUUGAUCGAUUCGCGGCCCUUGCAUUCUAUGGUGCCCGCUUGCAAAGCUCACGACGUCAAACUCCUCACCUACGGGUCUUUGCUCGGCGGCUUCCUCUCUUCAAAAUGGCUCGACAAACCAGAACCUCUCGACAACUUCUCGCAAAGUAUCACGCCAAGUCAGAGAAAGUACUAUGAGAUGAUUGUGAAUUGGGGAGGAUGGGAGUUGUUCCAAGAGCUACUGCACGUUUUGCAAGACGUCGGCACGAAACACGAUAGGAGUGUGAGUUGUGUAGCGAUGAGAUGGGUGCUAGAUGUAGCGGACGAAGUGGUCGGUGCGGUGAUCGUGGGGACGAGAUGGGGUGUCAGUGGACAUGCGGAGGAGAAUCUGAAGGUCUAUGGGUGGAGACUGGAAGGAGAGGAUAUGAACAAGAUUGAAAGUGUUCUCAGCAGGAGUCGAAGAGCAAAGAUGGUAGAGCUUUUGGGUGAUUGUGGAGGCGAGUAUAGAUGA